Trypanosoma cruzi is the source of this 1326-nucleotide messenger RNA. RefSeq names its product mucin-associated surface protein (MASP), putative. Lineage: Eukaryota; Euglenozoa; Kinetoplastea; Trypanosomatida; Trypanosomatidae. The record is from RefSeq and is a predicted model, not a curated record. The transcript has a single exon. Bases 1 to 1326 code for a protein of 441 amino acids.
AUGAUGGCGAUGAUGAUGACUGGCCGUGUGCUGCUGGUGUGUGCCCUCUGCGUGCUGUGGUGCGGUGCCGGAUGGGUUUAUGCAAGAGAAUUCGAGAACAACGCAGUGGGUGGCUGCAUGGCAUCGGGUGUGUUGGGAAUGAGAACACUUUAUUUGUCGAGCGGUUGCAAUAAAACCACACCGACGCUGCCAUUGCGAUCAGCAUUCUUCAUCGAUGCCAUACAAGCCGAAGAAAGGGAAUUAAAAGAUAUUUCUCAGGAAAGUAAUAGUUUGGGUUCAGUUUCAAUUCCACCACCACCGCCGCUGCCAGCGCCAGAAACACUGGAAGCCCCACCACCACUUGGUGCCAGUGUUUCUGAAGCUAGUGGCCGCAGUGAAGUUGGUCCUGCCAGUCAAGCUGAUGGUGAUGGUGGUGGUGGUGGCUCAAGUAGAAUUUCUCACGGAGAUAAACAUCCCAUUUUGAAGGUUUCUGGUCUUGUUGAUAAGUCUACAUCCUCCACUACCAAUGAUGGUGACGGUUUGAAGAACACCGACGUUGAGUCGGCCACUCAGAAGGAUAAUUCUUCAGGAACAGAUGAACAGGCAGGAAAGGCGCUUGAUCUGCCCAUAUUGCCCACAGUGCAGAAUCCGGAGGUGUUGCAUUCCGACAAAAAUAAAAUCCCUCCAAAUACACAAGAAGCAACAAAUGUUGAAGCUCGUGAUAAUGGUGCAAGUGAAGGUCGUACCGGGGAAAGUGACGUACAUGCCAAAGACUCCUCCAGCGUGUCGUCUGCCAAGAGCAAACCCACAGGGAAACCAUCAUUGCCAGUGCAACCAACGGGACAAAGUCCACCAACUGCAGCAGGUGACACACGGAAUUCAACGCAAACAAAUGAAAAGACGACAACCUCAGGAAUCGGAACGGACAGUGAAGCACCUAAACCGUAUUCAAAGAAUGAUGUGGCAGAGCAAUACGAUGAAGACAGAGACCCAUCAGAUUUGAUAAGGGGUGCAAAUACAGGCCAUCCGACAGAUACAGCAUCAUCACCCAUCUCUACAAGUGGCAAUGGUGACUUUCAGGGAAUGGCGAAUGAGAAUGGUGACAAUCCUGAAAGGCACAAUCCCAGAGAAACCCACGACGACCCUGAAGUUGGUAAUGUCAACGUCGGUCCUAAAGCCAGUCAACCAGCACCAGAAACAGUGAAAACAGUCACCGCUCAAACAAACGAUACGGUGAAGCCUGGCGACAGUGACGGCAGCACCGCGGCCUCCCACACCACCUCCCCUCUUUUGCUUCUUCUUCUUCUUGUUGCGUGUGCGGCUGCUGCUGCGGUGGUGGCCGCGUGA